AUGACCUCUCUUUUUUGUCCUGUUGUUGCCGCUGACAGAUUGGAAGACAUCAAGCUGGGGGGCCCGGAAAUAGCAGUAUUUGCAAUCCCAGAAGUUACCGAGAUAGUUAUUGACGGGCUAAUCGCCGUGUUCGGAAGCGCUUGUGUGAUGAAAAUCGGGCAAGAACUUGGAAUCCGAUGGGAUGAUUUUGUGAAGUCAUUGGGAAUAGUUGGGGAGACAGAAAAGGGAAAUACGGAGAUAAAGGAUACAGAAGGGAAUACGGUGACAGUUCGGGAGCCGUUAUGGAAAGUUAAGGCGAAAUGGGAUAAUUACGUUUCAGACGUGCAAAACGAGCUUGACACGGUUUUUGCCAAGCAAUGGGUUAAAACAGCGACCCACGAAGGCAAAGCGGCAAUACAAACGGUAUAUGAGUAUUAUACCGCCUUAGGAUCGCCCAAAGGAAAGGAUGACAAGUGGUAUUUUGAAGCCCGUGAGAAUCAUGAAAGCGGACGGACAUCACGACCACCUACAUUACGGAAGAAAUGCAAACGAGCGCUUACAUUGUUGGAUAUGGAAGAACGUAUGACCCAAGAACAUUAUUACCAUAGAAUUGACGUAGAAAACGGGUAUCUCCAAGUCACCCGUGACGACACAGAAGAAACGCAGGAACUCAGGAUAAACGCGUAUGGAAAAGACGGCACCCUAAUCAAGAGCGCCCGCCGCCUCUACAAUAUCAAGUAUGAUUAUUUCCGUUAUCAGACUUGGAAAGGGGGCGCACCCAUUCAGGAUGAGAUACCCAUUUCAUACGGGUAUGGACAUUUGCAAUGGGAGGAUGUAUACGGAGAGAAACUGUUUGAUGAGGACUGGGAGAAUCCCUAUCCGGACAAUUACGAGCCGUUAAACCCCAAAGGAACCUAUAUUUUCCGUCAUCACGGGCUGUUAUGUUCCUUUUCUUGCAUUGAGUUAGAUGUAUCAAUCAACGCGAGAAUCUGCAAUUGGGAAGAACUUGAUGAAGACCGGAAAAACGGGUUGACUCCUCUCGUGAAGGGUGUAAGACCCAUGAACCCCACAAACCGCGAUCGGGAGGAGGAACAAGAGGCAAUACGGAAAUUUGACCCGAAGAAAGCCAGAGAGGAGCGGCUAAAAAUGCUUGAAAUCAACACGCAGUAUCUCCGUUGUGAGUUGGAGAAACCCGAAUACCAAGCCGCCGUAAAAGCAGCACACGGCAAGGAGAUUGAUAUUCAAAUCCCAUACGACCCGCGUUUUAUCGACUGA
Molecule: messenger RNA, 1254 nt
Organism: Cylicocyclus nassatus
Lineage: Eukaryota; Metazoa; Nematoda; Chromadorea; Rhabditida; Strongylidae
Source: the annotation of a GenBank genome assembly